Messenger RNA from Apaloderma vittatum (bar-tailed trogon), 2346 nucleotides. It is a transcript of the gene ESYT2, whose product is annotated as extended synaptotagmin-like protein 2. NCBI's taxonomy places the organism in Eukaryota, Metazoa, Chordata, Aves, Trogoniformes, Trogonidae. The record is from RefSeq and is a predicted model, not a curated record. The coding region runs from base 1 to 2346 and encodes 781 amino acids. Gene Ontology annotation, molecular function: lipid binding. Gene Ontology annotation, biological process: lipid transport. The transcript is spliced from 23 exons.
AUGAAGAGAUUAAGACUUCGCAAUUCAGAUGAGACAUUGCUUCUACGAAAGUCAGUCUAUGUCCAUUUUCCAGACACAGAGAGGGCAGAAUGGCUCAACAAGACUGUAAAACAGAUGUGGCCUUUUAUUUGCCAGUUUAUUGAGAAACUCUUCCGAGAGACCAUAGAACCAGCAGUAAGAGGAGCAAACAACCACCUCAGUACCUUCAGUUUUACGAAGAUUGAUAUUGGUCAUCAGCCUCUGCGGAUAAAUGGUGUAAAAGUGUACACUGAAAAUGUGGACAAAAGGCAGAUCAUUUUGGAUCUUCAAAUCAGCUUUGUUGGAAACUGUGAAAUUGAUUUGGAGAUCAAGAGAUACUUCUGCAGAGCUGGUGUGAAAAGUAUACAGAUCCAUGGCACUAUGAGGGUUAUCCUGGAACCGUUAAUUGGGGACAUGCCCCUAAUUGGAGCACUAUCUCUUUUUUUCCUUAGGAAGCCUCUUUUGGAAAUUAACUGGACUGGACUGACCAAUCUUCUGGAUGUUCCAGGACUGAAUGGCUUAUCAGAUACAAUCAUAUUGGAUAUAAUAUCCAACUACUUGGUCCUUCCAAAUAGAAUUACAGUCCCCCUUGUCAGUGAAGUGCAGAUUGCUCAGUUGCGGUUUCCUAUACCAAAGGGUGUUCUAAGAAUACACUUUAUUGAAGCUCAGGACCUGGAGGGGAAAGAUACUUACCUAAAAGGGAUUGUCAAAGGAAAGUCAGAUCCUUAUGGAAUCAUCCGUGUAGGCAACCAGAUAUUCCAAAGCAAGGUCAUUAAAGAAAAUCUCAAUCCGAAAUGGAAUGAAGUUUAUGAGGCCUUAGUGUAUGAACAUCCAGGACAGGAGCUAGAGAUCGAGCUCUUUGAUGAAGAUCCUGAUAAAGAUGACUUUCUGGGAAGUUUGAUGAUAGAUUUAAUUGAAGUUGAAAAGGAGCGUCUUCUAGAUGAGUGGUUUACUUUGGAUGAAGUGUCCAAAGGAAAAUUGCAUUUAAAACUGGAAUGGCUCACAUUGAUGCCAACUGCUGAAAAUCUAGACAAGGUGCUAACAAGCAUUAGAGCUGAUAAAGACCAAGCCAACGAUGGGCUUUCUUCUGCAUUGCUUAUUCUCUAUUUGGACUCAGCAAGAAACCUGCCCCAUAAUCCAUUAGAAUUUAACCCUGAUGGCUUGAAGAAGGCUGCUGUUCAGAAAGCCCUAAAGUCAGGAAAGAAAAUGAACAGCAAUCCCAACCCACUUGUUUUGCUGUCAGUUGGACACAAGGCACAGGAGAGUAAGAUUCGAUACAAGACCAAUGAACCAGUAUGGGAGGAAAACUUUACUUUCUUUGUACACAAUCCCAAAAGACAAGAUCUUGAAGUUGAGGUGAGGGACGAGCAGCACCAGUGUUCUUUGGGGAACUUCAAACUGCCUCUAAGCCAGUUGCUAGAGACUGAAGACUUAACUAUGCAUCAGCGGUUCCACCUGAGCAACUCUGGUCCAAACAGCACUAUAAACAUGAAGAUUGCACUCAGGGUCCUUUCUCUUGAAAAGCAAGCAAGAUCUCCAGAUCAUCAACACUCAGCCCAAGUAAAAAGGCCAUCUCUUUCCAAAGAUGCAAGAAAAUCAUCUUUUAAGCCUCAGGUUCCUGUCUCACCACUACCUGAUUCAAAAAAAACUGUUCCAGCUUCCCCAGUGACUGACAGUGAUAAAAAGACUGAUAUAGGUGAAAAAAGUCAGCCUUCCAGUGCCAGCCCGCAGUGGCCAACAGAUCUCAGCCGAAGUUCCUCCAGUCUUCAUGCCUCUAACUUCUCCUACUCUCCCAGCCACCUCUCGGUCAAAGAGCCCACCCCUAGCAUAGCCUCAGACAUAUCUCUGCCCAUCGCCACGCAGGAGCUACGGCAAAGACUACGGCAGCUUGAGAAUGGAACAACUCUGGGUCAGUCUCCAUUAGGACAGAUUCAGCUCACAAUUCGUCAUAGUUCACAAAGAAACAAGCUGAUUGUGGUAGUGCAUUCCUGCAGAAAUCUAAUAGCGUUUUCAGAAGAGGGAUCCGAUCCAUACGUGCGAAUGUAUUUAUUGCCUGAUAAGAGACGAUCGGGAAGAAGAAAAACACAUGUAUCAAAGAAGACAUUAAACCCAGUGUUUGAUCAAAUAUUUGAUUUCAGUGUUUCCCUGCCUGAAGUACAGAGAAGAACACUAGAUGUAGCAGUGAAGAACAGUGGUGGUUUCUUGUCCAAGGAUAAAGGGCUGCUUGGCAAAUUAUUGAUACCUCUGGCAUCUGAAGAACUUGCUAAAGGCUGGACCCAGUGGUAUGAUUUAACAGAAGACGGUACAAGGCCACAGGGUGCAAGUUAG